Molecule: messenger RNA, 4432 nt
Organism: Zootoca vivipara (common lizard)
Lineage: Eukaryota; Metazoa; Chordata; Lepidosauria; Squamata; Lacertidae
Gene: IRF5
Product: interferon regulatory factor 5
Biological process (GO): regulation of transcription by RNA polymerase II; immune system process
Cellular component (GO): nucleus
Molecular function (GO): RNA polymerase II cis-regulatory region sequence-specific DNA binding; protein binding; DNA-binding transcription factor activity, RNA polymerase II-specific
Source: RefSeq, a predicted model, not a curated record
GGAGCGCGCCAGGGGCAGCUGCUGCCGCUGCUGCUGCUUCGGAGACUCGGCUCGCCUGGCUUUGGAGGCUGGAGGAUCGCAGCCCUUGCCAAGCCCGGGAGGAGGACGGAGAGGAAGAGCAGGGGGCUCCGGGGGGGAUCGACGGCGCCUGGCACCCUGAAAAGAGAGCCGCGUCCUCCCUCGAGGGCGCCUCCUUUCUCCCAGGUCGCCCGGCCGGUUGUCCCUCCAGUGACGACGCCAUGAGUUCUCAUCCCCGCCGUGUCCGCCUGAAGCCCUGGCUGGUGGCCCAAGUCAACAGCGGUCAGUACCCGGGACUCCGCUGGGUGGAUGGCGAGAGGAAGCGCUUCUUCAUCCCCUGGCGCCAUGCCACCCGCCACAUCCCCAGCCAGGACGACGAGAACACUAUAUUCAAGGCCUGGGCCAAAGAGACAGGCAAAUACAACGAAGGCGUCGACGAGCCGGACCCCGCCAAGUGGAAGGCCAACCUGCGCUGUGCCCUCAACAAGAGCCGCGAGUUCAACCUGAUUUACGACGGCACCAAGGACACCCCCAUGCAGGCCUUCAAGAUCUACGAGGUUUGCGAUGCCCCACAGCCCAACGGAGAGUCUUUCGCUGGAGAUGAGAACGUCGGUUGUGAAGAAGAGGAGGAGUUGCAGAAGAUGAUGCCCACGCUACAAAUUGCAGAUCCGUCCCACGGCGCGGAGCCCCUGCCCCCCUACCCGUGGCUGAAGCAGGAGGCCUUGUACCCAGGCGCUUGCGCCAACGGAUCCUUCCCCCACGUGGCGCGCAUGAACGUUCCCCCUCCGCCUCCGCCCGUCGGCGCUUUUGCGGUUGGCGGGGAGCCCGCGGCGCCCAACUUUGCCGAACCGGCCAGAGGGAUGCCCCUUGUUCCAGGAGAUGUCCCCAUGUCGGCGGACCUGGAGCCCCUGCGCCCGGGGGGCUGCCCGGUGGCGCCCAUGGAGCAGUUCAUCCCGGAUUUGCUGAUCAGCCCCCACAUGCUGCCACUGACCGACUUGGAGAUCAAGUUCCAGUACCGCGGCCGCUCGGUGGGCUCCCUGACCAUCAGCAACCCCCACGGCUGCCGCCUCUUCUACAGCAACCUGAAGCCCACCCAGGAGCAAGUGGAGCUCUUUGGGCCCCUGACCCUGGAGCAGGUGCGCUUCCCCAGCGCGGAGGGCGUCCCCAACGAGAAGCAGCGCUUCUACACCCACCAGCUGCUGGACGUCUUGGACCGGGGCCUCAUCCUGGAGCUGCAGGGCCAGGACAUCUACGCCAUCCGCCUCUGCCAGUGCAAGGUCUUCUGGACGGGGCCCUGCGCCGGGGAGCUGGCGGGGCCCAACCCCAUCGAGCGCGAGAAGAAGAUAAAGCUCUUCAGCCUGGAGAGUUUCCUCAACGGACUUAUCAUGUUCCAGAAGGGCCAGAGCACCACGCCACCCCCCUACGAGAUUUUCUUCUGCUUCGGAGAGGAGUGGCCAGACCAGAAGCCUAAAGAGAAGAAGUUGAUCACAGUCCAGGUGGUGCCAGUAGCUGCGCGUCUCCUGUUGGAAAUGUUCUCCGGGGAGCUGUGCUGGUCAGCCGACAGCGUCCGCCUUCAGAUCUCCCACCCGGAUCUCAAGGACAAGAUGGUGGAACAGUUCAAGGAGCUGCACCAGCUCUGGCAGACGCAGCAGAGCGUCCAAGUCCAGAGCCUGCAGCUGGCCGGGCCCGAGAGCUGGCCCAUGCAGACCAGCACCACAAAUAGCAUGUAGCCAUGAGGGGGGACUGGGCACCUCGCCACCCCUGGGCUAUGGCACAGGCCCCGGCUCCAGGGGAGUCGGGAUGCCACUUUGCUAGUGGGCAGCUGAUGCAGAACCACGGGGACUUGCAAGCUCGGAGGCCUCCCCAGUUAAGAGCCGGACUUCAGCCUUUCACUGAGCCGAGAGAAGCCGCAGCAGUUCUUUGCAGGAUAAGGGCCUUCUCCCGAUUGCUGCAAAAACUAGCGAGCUGUCGAAUGGAAGGGGUGCGGGGAGAGGGCCGCAAGGGACUUGGGGGGCAAGAGCAGGCCUUGCGUCAGCGAUGAGGGAAGUCUGUUGAGCUUGGUUGCAGCAGGUAGCAUUUCUUAAGCGUAAGUGCUGUAGCAUGGAAGGGAAGGCCAGUACUCCCACCUUCUAGGAGAGCCCCUGCUAAGGCCUGGAGCAGGGCACAAAUGGGAGGGACCCCCAAGGGUCCUCUAGACCAACCCUCUGCAAUACAGCAACCACAGAGAACCACGCGCUGCUGUUGGGCCUCAGCUCCCAAAAGGCCGAAGCUGGAGGCUGCUCUGUGCCCCCUUCCCCCACUAGGUUGCAUGGGUUGGGGCCAGACCUGCCCUGCUUGGUGUAGGCAAGCAGAAGAGGGAGUCUCUCCUCCGAGGAGCACCCUUUGCCAAGUUUGAGACACUCCGCCAGCUCUUGGCACCGGAAUUCUUGACUUUCUAUUUGCAAGAGUGGGCAGUUUCCAGUCCCCGUGGCUGCGAAGAGAUGCUUGUAAGCAGGCGUGCAAUGCCUUUGGAGCUCCAACGAGCCAAGGAAAUUACCUGAAACGGGUUCUUUGUUGGCAAGAAGGCAUCGCCACAUCUCCCCUCAGCCUAACAGAACCAAGAAUGCAGACAUGGGUGUAGGUUUUGCACAAUCUCAACAGGUAGUGGAAACUAAGCUUCUCCUGGGCAGGAAACCUCUGUGUGCAAGAGGGUAUUAGCCAGCCUUUGGGGAAGGAAAUAUGCCUUUUUCUUUGUGUUUUGGAAGCCUGCCGUUUGUACAGGGGUGGGGAUUGGGGUUUUGUACAUGCCAAAGCUUUGCAGGAACAGAACGUGCUUCCAGAAAGCAGUAUCUAUGACCGCAAAGGUGCUUGAACCCAGAGGGAGAGUGAUGGGAUUCAGGGUCUCCUCUACAGCUUUUUACUCCAGCCCCCUCCCUGCCAAAAUCAAAAUCCAUGCAGGUCACAGAACUUGGCUUUCCUUGGCAAAGCGGAAGGAAACAGUGGGGAGAGGGGUGGAAGGGAAGAACCCAUUCCAUGGGGAAGGCCUGAAAGGAGCCGGCGACUCCUUGCAUUUGCCGACCUGCCCCACUGAAUCCACCAAGGUAUUUAGUUUCCUGCUGCUCCCUCUCCCUCCGCCUUGGCGAGUCAGACAAGAACGGGAGGGGUGUGUUGCGGUUUGCCACUGCCAAACUGCCGUGUUACGUGGCCUCUGCCCGUCAGCUGGGGGGCAGCGUGACCUCUGCCUGUGAAAUAAACAUGUUUACUCCAAUCUGCAAUGGCUGAUGAGUACUUGAGAUGCCGCGGGAAACUCGAGAGCUCUGCCAGGACACCUGCUGCCGCCUCCUGCAAUUCCGUGUCCAUCGCAAGGGAGAGGGGAGGGCGGCUGAGGUGGGGCGGCAGAAAAUAACCACUGCAGGAAUGGUCCCUGGAUACAGCUUGGUUGCGAUGGAAGCUGGCACAGUCUGCACUGAAGCAUGGUGCUAAACACAAACCAAGAAUGUGAUCUUUUGAUAGGACAAGGUUCGGGUUAAUAGAGCCAGAGCUGGGAGUGUUGAUGGGGAGAGCAGGGAUAAGGCCUUUAAGGAGAUAGAAUCAUAGUAUUGCAAAGGACACCCGAGGGUCAUCUAGUCCAACCCCCUUGCAAUGCAGGAAUCUCAACUAGAGCACCCCUGACAGAUGGCCAUCCAACCUCUGCUUUAAAAGCUCCAAGGAAGGAGUUGAUUCCACUGUCAAACACUUUUCUUGCUGCUGAAGUUUAGCCGGAAUCUCCUUUCUUGUGACUGGAAGCCAUGGGUUUGAGUUCUGCCCUCCAGAGCAGCAGAAAACAAGCUUGCCCUCUCUUCCACGUGGCAGCCCUUGGUUGUCUGCUCUGGUUCGCCAGAAGCGGCUUUGUCAUGCUGGCCACAUGACCCGGAAGCUGAACGCCGGCUCGCUCGGCCAAUAACGCGAGAUGAGCGGUGCAACCCCAGAGUCGGUCACGACCGGACCUAAUAGUCAGGGGUCCCUUUACCUAUCUCCUCUUUUCCAGGCUAAACAUAUCCAGCUUCUUCAACCGUUCCUCAUCAGGCUUAGUUUCCAGACCCUUGUUAUAUUCGUCACCCUCCCCUGCACACCUUGCAGGAAGGUGGAAGUAAUGUGUACAUCUCAAGAACAGCCUCUUCUGAAUUCAGAGGCAAGAAGCAACAGCUUCCUGGCAUUCCUUGAGCAUUAGGGGUGCAAAGGAGGGCACACCCAUUCUUGACUCAAACCACCUGCUUGCUAUAGAUAGCAACAAGCCUUCCUAGACAUUCACACAGCGAGUCCAGCUAAAUCUGCGCUUCAUCAGUAGCCGAGUUCUCUCUUGCCUCGGAUUCCUAGAGCAGCCCUCUCCAAAGGUGGUGCUCCCCUCCAGGUGUCCUGAACUACAACUCUCCCCAAAACAGGUGCGCUAUGAACU